UGCAUCUUCCCUUAGCAGGGGCACUGCACAGCCCUCUCUCCUGUUCCUGACUACCUACUGUCAGGAAACUUAAAGAAACUCCGUAUAUAGCAGACCUUUUUCCAAGUUUGAUUAGUUAGUUCACCAUUUAUCGAUACAGAAGUGCCGCUGACUGACAGGCAAGCAAGCGCUGCAGGAGGUGCUGUGUCAGCCUUUUUCCCCUAGAAAUGCAGAAUAGAAACCUGCAAGAGUAAAGUUACUUUCCAGCUUGAGCAUUUUAACUGUAUUCAAACAUUCUAUUUGCUUUAAACUUAGUUGUGUACAAAUCUUUCAUAUAUUGCUUUUAUUAGCCUAACAGCUCAGGAGCGCAUCCCGGAUGACAGCAGCACUUUUCAGAAGAGACGCUGGGCAGCUGACUGCAGCCCGGUGAGGAGUGCAGGUUGAGGCAUUUUUUGGGAUGCUUCUCAGGAAGGACUAACAGAGAAAUUUUCUGGCUUUGUGUUUGCAAGUUCCCGUGGAGUCCCAUCGUCCUGGUCCUGUAAUGCCAAACCUCUGAUUUGUUAUUUCAGGUAAGAUCCUCUUUACAUCGCUGUUCUAACAGUGCUGAUUGGUACUAACUGGCUUCAUUCAAUUGGUUUAGCGUUAUUACAAAUCAAGUAUUUGAAGCUUUAAGACAACUUUAAGCAUCAGUUCGGAACAGCCAGCUGUCUCAUUUCUGUCAGUCUUUAACAAGCCUUAGUUUAAGCUGGCUGUUGUUCCAGUUACUUCUGCUCUAACAUAAUUGCAAGUGUGUCUUUAAAUGAUUAAAAUUUAAUACAAACAUUCAGACACAGCACAGCUAAAAUGGAAGAGGUAAACGUGUUCAAACUUUAAUUUUUGCCUGGAACAGGUGUCUCUGAAACUCUGCAGCCCCUGACCCUUCCCACAUCCUCCAGGCACGAGUGACCAGGAGCUGCACAGAGUCCCGCAGCCGGCUCAGAAGAGCAGGGACCUUCACGCCUCUUUGUUUAUGGCUGUAUUUCUUCUCUAGGGACUCCUGCUGCUUUGCAGGUGUUCCUGAUGCUCUGUGUCUCUCUGCGCCAUGUCCCGCCACCAAUCCUCCUACCGGUAAUCAAGAGACAGUGGUUUUAUCCUGAACAACCUGUUCAACAAGUAUCUCCGUGUGGACGAGCCCUUGAUACCGACAGGAGACAGGAUGCUUUCGUGCAGUGGUCGCAGCUGGGUGAAGACACAUGGAGGUUGCAUUAAAAUAAAACCUUGCUGCUGUGAGUAGAGCUUCAUGUUAACAUGAAACUCACUGGAAUCGUCUGCAUACAGGAGCACUAUGGAGCAAUUUUCAACAUGGAGGAAAAAUUGUUUCAUGUGUCUGGUAACAGAAGACAGUAUUUCACUGACAGAAAAGUUACACUGAGUGGAGUAGCAACACCCUGGCGCCAAAACUCUAACUCCAAGGUGAAUGGAAAUGCUGGAGCACUGAAUGAAAACAAUAUGAGAGCAGUGGUGACAGGAGGCGGAGGCUAUUUUGGAUACAAGCUGGGAUGUGCUCUUGCCAGCGCAGGAGCUUCUGUUGUUCUGUAUGACAUACACAAGCCUAUCUGGGAAAUUCCCAACGGAGUAGUGUGUAUCCAGGCAGAUGUCAGGGAUUAUGAUGCCAUAUUUGCAGCCUGUGAAGGAGCUGACUGUGUGUUUCAUGUAGCUUCAUAUGGAAUGUCAGGAAGAGAGCAAUUGCACAGAGAAGAGAUUGAAACUGUAAACAUUCAUGGAACAAGAUUCAUCAUUGAUGCCUGCAAACAAAGGAACAUCACUAGACUGAUAUACACCAGUACAGUAAAUGUUGUGUUUGGUGGGCUUCCUAUUGAAGAUGGCGAUGAGGAAACCGUGCCAUAUUUUCCAAUUGAAAAGCAUGUUGAUCAUUAUUCCAGAACCAAAUCAAUUGCAGAACAAAUGGUACUAGCAGCUAAUGGAGCUCCACUAGCAGGAGGUGGAAUACUCUAUACAUGUGUUCUUCGCCCACCAGGAAUCUAUGGACCAGAAGAGCAAAGACACUUGCCAAGGCUAGCAAAGAAUAUUGAGAGAGGGCUACUUAGCUUCAAGUUUGGGGACCCUUCUGCUAAAAUGAACUGGGUGCACGCAGAGAAUCUUGUACAAGCUCAAAUACUAGCUGCUAAAGCUCUCACCCCUGAAAAGAACUACAUAGCUAGCGGCCAGGUGUAUUUCAUUAAUGAUGGUGAAAAAUUCAACCUUUUUGAAUGGUUAACUCCACUUUUUGAAAGAUUAGGUUGCAGUAAGCCAUGGAUACGUAUUCCUACUUCCUUAGUUUAUGCAUCAGCCAUGAUAAUGGAAUACCUUCAUCUGAUGCUGAAACCAUUUGUUGAACUGUCCCCACUGCUGACCAGAAAUGAGGUACAGAACAUUUCUAUAACUCAUACGUUUCGAAUAGACAAGGCACGGAGUCAGCUGGGGUACAGCCCAGAGAAGUUUGCAUUUGCUGAUUCCGUGGACCAUUACAUUAAAACCAGACCAGAAGCCCAGAAUCAUCAUAUCUUCUUCAAAGUGUUGCUUUCUUUAAUUGUUAGUUCAAGUUUGAUCUUUUUUUCUCUAAGAUUUGAUGGCCUUUCAGUUUUGCAUUUUUUUAAAGAAACACAACACUGACUUGCAGGAAGUGCACGUACUCAGUCACAGUACUGCUAGCUGGAUCAUUCUAAUCUCCACAAUAGUUACUGGCCCCAAUGCAACAAACAGGCAGUUAUUUUUAAAUUUAAAACCAAAAUUCUAAUGUAUCAGUAGCUGUACUCAAGAAAUUAAAAUACAGUAAACAAUUAUGGCCAAAUCACUGAAACACAGUAGACUCCAGAUUGUUGCCUCUGUUUAUUUCACAACAAAAAACCAACUUUCCAAGUUGGUUGCUGAAGUAAAUGAGAACCUGCAGAAAGAACAAGAGCUACAGCCAGCCUACCAUGCUUCACUGGUGAAGAAAAAUGGUUAAAAUAAGAAGAAGGUUUGACCACAGCUGCUGCCAUGGCUCACUACCUUGGGGAACUGUGGAACAAGCAAAGGGACAGACAGAGCAGGUUACUGUAAAUAACACCAGCUGUACGGAGAGAAUUCACUGUGUACAUUUCUUUGGUGAAUUAGCUGUAUCACUGCAUAUGAGGGAAAA
Messenger RNA from Falco peregrinus (peregrine falcon), 3139 nucleotides. Its product is annotated as putative short-chain dehydrogenase/reductase family 42E member 2. Lineage: Eukaryota; Metazoa; Chordata; Aves; Falconiformes; Falconidae. Bases 1267 to 2631 code for a protein of 454 amino acids. The record is from RefSeq and is a predicted model, not a curated record. Gene Ontology annotation, biological process: steroid biosynthetic process. Gene Ontology annotation, molecular function: 3-beta-hydroxy-Delta5-steroid dehydrogenase (NAD+) activity. The transcript has 12 exons.